Rhipicephalus sanguineus (brown dog tick) is the source of this 1257-nucleotide messenger RNA. Its product is annotated as flavin-containing monooxygenase 5. Gene Ontology annotation, molecular function: N,N-dimethylaniline monooxygenase activity; NADP binding; flavin adenine dinucleotide binding. NCBI's taxonomy places the organism in Eukaryota, Metazoa, Arthropoda, Arachnida, Ixodida, Ixodidae. The record is from RefSeq and is a predicted model, not a curated record.
AUGGAGAAGGCCGCGAAGAGCAGUCUGGAGGUCACCGCUCUGCCAUGGGCGGGUACCACGCAGGCUGCUUUAGCUGAGCCAGAGUCUGAGAGGACGGAGCUGGCCGUCCGUGAGGACGAUCUGGCGAUGUGCAUCAGUUCAAACUGCAGGAGAAGCAAACACCGCAAGAGCCAAGGCCUCACCUCAGCAAGCGUGGCUAAUGUCUGUGAUGACCAGGGUCUUCCCAGCACGGACCAGGUGGCCAUGGGUCUUGGCGACCGGGGACGCAAGCGGAUCGCCAUCGUCGGCGGCGGCUCGGCGGGCAUGACGGCCGCCAAGUCGUGUCUCGAGGAGGACCUGGAGCCCGUGGUGUUCGAGCAGACGGACGCCCUCGGAGGGCUGUGGCGGUACCGGGACGUGCCGGAGUACGGCGUGCCGUCCCUCAUGAAGGCCACCAUCAUCAACACCUGCAAGGAGAUGAGCAGCUUCAGCGACUUCCCUCCGCCGCGCGAGUUCGCCAACUACAUGCACCACUCGAGCCUGGUGCGGUACUUCGAGCUGUACGCGAACCACUUCGGCGUCACCAAGCACAUUCGCUACAACACCGAAGUGACUCGAGUCCAGAAGAGCCAGGACUACGACGAGACCGGUCGUUGGGACGUCACGUACAGGACAAAAGGCCAGCCUCCUCGGACGGAGACGUUUGACGGCGUGAUGAUAUGUUCGGGCCACCACGUGAUCCCCCACGUGCCGACCUUCAAAGGCCUGGACAAGUUCAAGGGCCAAGUUUUUCACACGCACGACUACAAGAUACCCGACGGGUUCCGCGACAAGAAGAUCCUCAUCAUCGGCGUCGGAAACUCGGGCGCAGACGUCGCCGUGGAUUUGUGCCCGUGCGCUGAAAAGGUUUACCUGAGCACGCGCCGCGGCUGCUGGGUGAUUCGGCGCGUGGGCUUCUGGGGCAUACCGGCGGACUCGUUCCUGAACCGUCGCACGGUGAACUUGUUCAACAAGUACGCGCCGGAGUGGCUCGUAAACUUUGUCUACGAGACGUACUCGAACGAGGCGUUCAGCCACAAGUUGUACAGGCUCAAGCCCAAGCACCGCUGGCGCAACCAGCACCCGACCAUCAAUGACGCGCUGCCCAACGGGAUCCUCAGCGGACGCAUAAUCAUCAAAGGGGACGUCGAGGAGUUCACCGAGACGGGCGUCAUCUUCAAGGGCGAAGAAGGGUAUGAGGAGAAGCUGGACGUCGUCAUACUGGCUACUGGGUACCUG